UCGCGUGAGACAACUCGAACAGACGUACGGCCUCCUCCGCCCCCUACAAAUACUUGCUCAAAGACGAACGGAGCCGCCCAGGAAAAAUCAUUUUAAAAAACAAAACCCCUUUUCUGUUUGGGAGAGAGAAAAAAAGAAGACGAUGGGAUCCGUUUCCGAAGACGAUGUUCGUCAAGCGCUGCUGCAGCCAGCGUCGGCGGCAUUGUUGUCGUCUCAAUCACUCUGUUCGAACCACCACGGUGGCAGCGAGGAGCUGGAGAGGAUAUUGUCGGACACGGAGAUGUCGGCGAUGGAGCGUUACAGUCGAGCCACUUGGAUCGAGAUUAAGCUUCUGUUUUACUUAGCAGCUCCGGCGGUUUUCGUUUACAUGAUUAAUUACGCUAUGUCUACUUCUACACAGAUAUUUUCCGGCCAACUUGGUAACCUUGAGCUUGCUGCUGCUUCUCUUGGUAACAAUGGCAUUCAAGUCUUCGCUUACGGUCUCAUGUUGGGGAUGGGAAGUGCGGUGGAAACUCUAUGCGGGCAAGCAUACGGUGGAGAGAAAUUCGAUAUGCUAGGCGUUUAUUUACAAAGAUCAGCAAUAUUACUAACCAUAACAGGCGUUUUGUUAACAAUUCCUUACAUAUUCUGCAAACCCAUCUUACUUUUUCUUGGCGAAUCCAAAGACAUUGCUUCCGCAGCUGAAAUCUUCGUAUAUGGUUUAAUUCCUCAAAUCUUUGCAUACUCCAUAAACUUCCCAAUCCAGAAGUUUCUUCAGGCUCAGAGCAUUGUAUUUCCGAGCGCUUUUAUAUCGGCGGGGACGCUGGUGAUUCACGUGGUGCUCAGUUGGUUGGCUGCCUACAAAAUUGGGUUUGGGUUGCUGGGAGUUUCGUUGGUAUUGAGCUUGUCGUGGUGGAUAAUAGUGGUGGGGCAGUUUGUGUAUAUUGUUAAGAGUGAUAAGUGUAAGAAGACAUGGAGAGGGUUCAAUGUGCAGGCGUUUUCGGGGUUGUUUGGAUUCUUCAAAUUAUCGGCGGCGUCGGCGGUGAUGCUGUGUUUAGAGACAUGGUAUUUUCAGAUUCUGGUUUUGCUUGCUGGAUUGCUCGAGAAUCCUGAACUCGCUCUUGACUCCCUUUCCAUUUGCAUGACCAUAUUUGGAUGCGUUUACAUGAUUUCGGUCGGUUUUAACGCUGCUGCCAGUGUGAGAGUGAGCAACGAACUUGGGAGUGGGAAUCCAAAAUCUGCAGCAUUUUCUGUGUUGGUGGUCGUCGCCAUUUCUACUAUCGUCUCUAUAAUUUGUGCUUUGCUUGUACUUGCAUUUCGUGAUGUCAUCAGUUAUGUUUUCACUGGCGGUGAGGUCGUGGCCGCCGCCGUUUCCGAUCUUUGCCCACUCCUUGCACUCACCCUUCUCCUCAACGGAAUCCAACCUGUCUUAACUGGCGUGGCGGUUGGGUGCGGGUGGCAAGCAUUCGUCGCUUAUGUAAACAUUGGUUGCUAUUACAUUAUUGGAGUGCCCUUGGGUGCUCUUCUUGGCUUCUAUUUCAAUUUUGGCGCCAAGGGUAUAUGGGUAGGGUUGAUGGGUGGAACUUUCAUGCAGACAAUAAUUUUGGUGUGGGUGACAUGGCGAACAGAUUGGAAUAAAGAGGUGGACGAAGCAAUCAAAAGAUUGAACAAGUGGGAUGACACAAAGCAAAUUGUUGAGUAGCAACUAAGACUAACUUUUCAAAUCACAUAAACAAAAAGGGAGAAACUAGUAAGGAUAGAGGAACUGCUACAUGAAUGGCAUGUCAAAUUGAGAUUUGUUGUAGCUUAACCCUCUACUUGGCCUCACUGGGAAAGAAGAAAAACAAAAAGGGGCAUCUUAUAUAACAAUUUGCCAUUUCUUUUGUCAAUUUUAAUGAUCAUUUAGAGUUUCUAUCUUCAUGAUUUAGCGUUUAGAUUAUAAAAUCGAUCGAUUUGAUUUGGUUCU
Molecule: messenger RNA, 1945 nt
Organism: Benincasa hispida (wax gourd)
Lineage: Eukaryota; Viridiplantae; Streptophyta; Magnoliopsida; Cucurbitales; Cucurbitaceae
Product: protein DETOXIFICATION 40-like
Biological process (GO): xenobiotic detoxification by transmembrane export across the plasma membrane
Cellular component (GO): membrane
Molecular function (GO): antiporter activity; xenobiotic transmembrane transporter activity
Source: RefSeq, a predicted model, not a curated record